Molecule: messenger RNA, 579 nt
Organism: Drosophila melanogaster (fruit fly)
Lineage: Eukaryota; Metazoa; Arthropoda; Insecta; Diptera; Drosophilidae
Gene: NPF
Product: neuropeptide F
Exons: 3
Coding region: 86-394 (102 amino acids)
Cellular component (GO): extracellular region
Source: RefSeq, marked reviewed
AUACAGUCCGACGAACAAUUGCAUUGUGACACCGUUGCGCUUUCCAAUACUCAAACUCCCAGUUGAACCAGCCAUUUAUAGAACUAUGUGCCAAACAAUGCGUUGCAUCCUGGUUGCCUGUGUGGCCCUUGCCCUCCUAGCCGCCGGCUGCCGAGUGGAGGCGUCCAACUCCAGACCUCCGCGAAAGAACGAUGUCAACACUAUGGCUGAUGCCUACAAGUUCCUGCAGGAUCUGGACACCUACUACGGCGACAGAGCCCGCGUUCGGUUCGGAAAGCGCGGAUCGCUGAUGGAUAUCCUGAGGAAUCACGAGAUGGACAACAUAAAUCUAGGAAAAAAUGCCAACAAUGGAGGAGAAUUUGCUCGCGGUUUUAAUGAGGAGGAGAUAUUCUAAAUCCAUUUUAGACGACCAUGGCAACGUCACUAACUCAUGAUGAUAGUUAUUAGCAUACGCAUUUUUAUUUAAAUUGUUUUUCGGGGCAAUAGUUUAACGUGCUGGGAAAGAACAAGUAGUUGCAGCUACAGAAAUAAGUAUUUACUCUAGUCUUGAUGUCGGUUGAAUAAAUGAAUUACCCCAAU